CGUCGCGUAAAUUAAAAAGUAACAAGCUAGCUAAAGUGAUGGUCGACAGCUCAUCGUUACGUUGUUUUCGAUGAUAUUUACAUAGUUUAUAUCUUUAACAAUAGUAGUGUAGUGAUCUAAUUUAACACGCCACGAUGUGGGAUCCAACUCAUGUUCAAGUUACUAUUCAAAGAGCUCGAGGUCUUUUGAUUAAAGGUAAAAACGGUACGAAUAACUGUUUUGUUACGAUCGCUCUCGGCAAAGAUAAAUUCCAAACUUCCGUCAAACACAAAGCGACCCAGAAUGUCGAAUGGACUGAGGAAUGUGAGCUACGAAUACCGACACAGGGAAAUACAGCUGAGAUUGUACUAAAAGUCUACGAUGAAGACUUAUUAAAGGACCAUUUAUUAGGUCAAGUAUCGAUUCCGUUAAAAGACCUCGAAGUUUAUAAGGGGCCCAGAAGCCGUUGGUACACCCUACAGGGUAAAUCAGGUAAAGAAAAUGAUAAACCGAGAGGGGAAUUGGAGGUCAUUAUCUCCUUUACUGUAAAAGAAGGAAGUUUGACUGACUUAAGCAAAAAAGAUAAACACAGGUCAUCUUUGUCCAGUAUUGCCCAGAAUGUCGGGGGCAGUCUUAUGAGCAUUGGCAGUAUUGAGAAACGUAAAAGUAUUAAAAAGUUUGCCAAGAAUCUUGGCUCUAAGAUGAACUUAAACAAGAAAGAUAAGAAAAGUGACUCAUCCUCUCUGAGUGGCAGUAUUGGUAAUCUCAAGACGUCAACAUUCUCCACUCCUGAACAUUCAACACCCAAAAGAUUGGCUGGAGAAGCUGAUCCUGGUGUCAUUAGUGAAGAUGAUGAUGAGUUUGCAUUUGAUGAUUUAUCUCAUAAAAGCUCUGGAAGCUCCCUCAAUGUUCAAACUCUACCAAGAGGUCACAAAUACACUCCCUCUCCAGUUAAUGCCUCACUAGAGAACUUAGGAGGUGGGGAGUUUUUGAGGAGAUCUACAAGUAGUAACUUAGCCAUCCCAGAGAAGUUGGCUCCACAAAAACCAGUGCGCUUGAGUCUUGAUACUUUUGUUCCACCUCAACUACCAGAGCAAGUUAUUGAUAAGAAUGAUGAGUGGUCCCAAAAACUUUAUUCCAAACGAAAGUCUACCAGUCAAUUAGCUAUUGAUAGAGAAAAAUCCUCCAGUCUAGAGAGAAACAAGAAACUUGACAGUCCAAGUUCUUUAAAAGAAAAACCAAGUCCAAAAUUCUUUAAAAAGUUUGGUAAUAACAAUAAACAAAAGAAGUUGUUGGAAGAACGCAUUAUUGUAGGUGAAGAGAAUAUUGCCGAAGAAGAUUCUAUUAACCUAGCAUUUAAUAACAUUCCUAAAUCAGUUCAAAAAGACUUUGAUGGCAAAUCUAAAGAGGACCUCAUUGUUAUGGUCUACAAUUUGCAAAAGGAUGUUGAGUAUGAGAAGAAGAAAAAUAAGGACUUGGAGAACUAUCUUGAUGAACUGCUGCUCAGAGUAAUGGAAACCACACCGAGAAUCUUACAGAACCCAUAUGUCCGAAAUAACAGCAUGCAUAUCAGGAACAAAUAACUUUUAUGUGAUUGCCUAAAUAAGUCCAGUUAAUUAUCAAUUGCAUGAUUGCAUAAGAUUAAUGUGGCAUGCCUCAUUAUAUUCAAUGUUUGUGAAAUACUGAUAUAAUUAUUUGAAAAAAAACUUCACUAAUUCUUUAUGUUGUGCACUAAUAUGAUUUAGAAAACUUAAUUAGUGGAAACAUGAUAUGUAAUUGAGAUUCUAGCUAUGUUGUUAAGUAUUAUAGAUAAUCAGUUUUGUACUCAGUGUCACAUCUAGAUUAGUUGAGAGAGUAGUUUGUAUGUAUUAAGAAAGUAUUUUAAACAUGUCAACUUUCACUCAUUACAUAUGUCUAUUCACAUACAAAUAUAGUGCCUUAUGUAUUUUAAUAAGUCUGUGAUAGAUAUUUGAUUUAUUUGGUUUUUUUCAUAGAAAAAUUGCUUAUAUAAAAUUUAUCUUAUCAACAUAAAUAUAUAAUUUGAUAAAUUAAGAUGGUAAUCAUAAAAUUGAUUGCAAGUAAGGUACUAUCUAGCUACUGUUAUUGUAAUAUUUGUGUAAGGUCAAAUUGAAAUAUUUUUGUUAGUUUCGAAUAGUCUACAAGUUUGAUGAGUAAUGUUAAAAGAAUUUGCAACAAUCAACCACUGCCACAAGUUUUUGUAGCAAUUUUAUAAAUUUCUGUUUUGUACAAAAUUGGGUAAAUCUAAAGUUAGUGCCAAACUUUUGAAACAAAUAUCCUUUCUAUAAAAGUUUUUACAAUUUAGUGUAUAACAAUUUUGAACAUUUUUUUUAACAUUCUAUUAAGAUGCUAGCUAGUUGCAAUACUACAUUAUUUUAGACUUAUAAAUGCUUGAUUACUAAAUGUUAGUGCUUGCUUAUUGCUUAUCAAACAACAAACGGCUGAUCUGUCUUACAAUCAACAUGACACAUUUGGCAUGUAUGAUUCAUGUGUGUAUAAUAAUAAGAAUGACUAAGGCAUUGAAUGUCUUCAUUGAUAAGUCAACAAUUCCUAUAAUGCCUUAACAAGUGACUUUAAACAUAAGUACCUAAAUAAUCCAUCCAAAUCCAAUUAAUGAGGUUGAUAAUUAUUUAUUUGUUAGAGAUAAAAUAGCUUUUUCAUUUAGUUUUAGUGGCAUUAACUCAUAUAUCAAGUAUUUUUUUAGUGCAAAUCAUAUAAACUUUCAUGUAAUUAAAUCAUACUUAUUAAAUAAGAAAUGCCUUUGUGCAAUAAAUGAAACUUAGAGGGUAGUUUUGUUUUUGUUGAUUGAUAUCUAUACAUUUUUGUGUUUAACUAUAUUAUAGAUGAUUUAUUACUUAUUAACAUAAACAUUUAUAGAUAUUUAUAACAAUAAGUAUGUUAAAAUUGAUAUAUGGGAUCUGAGGAUUGCUUAACAUAAUUAUAUAAUUUUACAGUGUCAUAGACUUAUCUAUGUAAAGUAGGUAGGUUAUUUAGAGUAAAGGUGAUUAAUAAUGUUAUUAUCCUUCCUUGUGAUAUUUGUUCAAAAGACAAACGGAACAAAUUAACAGUAGAAUUAAAUUGGUUAGUGUGGUUAAUAAUUAAAACGAAAACGCCUAGUAUGAAAUUUAAUAUUUUAUCAAACUAUGUAACUAGGUGAUUAUUUAUUCAAUAAUACCAAAUAGAUUAUUUAUUUUUCUAUUUAGAUAAACUGCUCACUCUUAAGGUAUUUUAUCUAAAGAGUUAAGAGGAAAGUAUGUUUAUUUCACCACAUCAAAGUGUCUACUUUUAUCCCAGAAACUAUUUUUUUCAAUAAACAUUUUUCUCCUA
Trichoplusia ni (cabbage looper) is the source of this 3324-nucleotide messenger RNA. RefSeq names its product rab11 family-interacting protein 2-like (gene Rip11). The transcript has a single exon. NCBI's taxonomy places the organism in Eukaryota, Metazoa, Arthropoda, Insecta, Lepidoptera, Noctuidae. The record is from RefSeq and is a predicted model, not a curated record. Gene Ontology annotation, molecular function: small GTPase binding. Gene Ontology annotation, cellular component: intracellular membrane-bounded organelle. Gene Ontology annotation, biological process: regulated exocytosis. Bases 135 to 1562 code for a protein of 475 amino acids.